Molecule: messenger RNA, 450 nt
Organism: Encephalitozoon romaleae SJ-2008
Lineage: Eukaryota; Fungi; Microsporidia; Unikaryonidae
Product: translation initiation factor 5A-like protein
Exons: 1
Coding region: 1-450 (149 amino acids)
Source: RefSeq, a predicted model, not a curated record
AUGGAAAAGCUAAGAUUUGAGGAAACACCUACCAGUCCUAAGGAUAUAAGACCUGGAAAUUAUAUAAAGGUUGACGUUAAUGGCCAGCUGAGGUCUGCACAGGUCAUUGACACAUCUUCUGUGAAAAAUGGAAAGCAUGGAGCAGCCAAGACAACUAUUUCAUCAAAGAUUCUCUGCACUGGGUCAAACCAUAAAGGGAUAUACACUGGAAACGAUUCCAUUAUUGUGUGUAGGCCCGAAAAGGUCCAGCUGAAGCUUAUUGAUAUUAGCGGGACUAGUAUAACGUUUUCGGACAGUAAUGGAUCAUUUGAUUCCAUUGAUGUUGCAGGGAAGAUGAGUCCUGAGGAUAUCAGCAAGAUUGUCCAAACUGUUGAGGGAUCUAGUAAUGAGAGUUUUGAUCUUUCCUUAAGGGUACUACCUGACUUUUAUAAACUCGAAUCCAUUAGGUAA